Molecule: messenger RNA, 1950 nt
Organism: Protopterus annectens (West African lungfish)
Lineage: Eukaryota; Metazoa; Chordata; Ceratodontiformes; Protopteridae
Gene: PTPN2
Product: protein tyrosine phosphatase non-receptor type 2
Exons: 10
Coding region: 101-1282 (393 amino acids)
Biological process (GO): protein dephosphorylation
Molecular function (GO): protein tyrosine phosphatase activity
Source: RefSeq, a predicted model, not a curated record
GCAGGGACGCUGUUUGAAUCACCGCUCCUUCCAGCGAGAGGAUAUGUAGAGACUGGGAUAUAAACAACGUUGCUACGUCCGCACAGGCAUCACUGUGAACAUGGAAAAGGAGUUUAAGAAAAUUGAUUCUGAGGGAGCGUGGUUUGAUAUCUAUACGGAAAUUAGAAACAAGUCAAAUAACUUUUCAAAUAAAAUAGCAAGGAAUCCAGAAAAUCAAAGCCGAAAUAGAUACAGAGAUGUUAGUCCAUUUGACCACUGUCGUGUUAAACUACAGAGUGCAGACAAUGACUAUAUCAAUGCCAGCUUAGUGACUGUGGAAGAAGCUAAACGAAACUACAUUCUAACACAGGGCCCGCUUUCAACAACUUGUGGUCAUUUCUGGUUGAUGGUGUGGGAACAAAUGAGCAAAGCAAUUGUGAUGCUUAACAGAAUCAUUGAAAAAGAUUCGGUGAAAUGUGCACAAUACUGGCCAAUGAAAAAGGAUAAAGGAAUGACAUUUAUGGACACAGGCUUCCAUGUAACACUGUUAUCUGAAGAUACAAAGUCAUGCUAUACAGUGAGAGAUCUAGAGGUGGAAAAUAUGAAUAGUGGAGAGGUUCGAAGGAUUUAUCACUUUCACUAUACCGCAUGGCCAGAUUUUGGAGUGCCAGAAUCUCCAUCUGCAUUCCUGACAUUCCUUUUUGAAGUGAGAGCAUCUGGAUCACUAUGUUCUGAACACGGACCUGUAGUAGUUCACUGUAGUGCAGGCAUAGGACGUUCUGGCACAUUCUCUUUAGUAGACUCUUGUCUUGUUCUGAUGGAAAAACGAAAAGAUCCAGAUUCUGUUGAUAUCAAACAUGUCCUUCUGGAUAUGAGGAAGUAUCGUAUGGGACUUAUUCAAACACCAGACCAGCUGAGAUUUUCAUACUUGGCAGUAAUAGAAGGAGCAAGAGACUUAAAACUGGAUUGUUCUGCACAGAAACAGUGGAAAGAUAUUUCUAAAGAGGGCCAACCAUCUCCUGAAUACUCUGCAAAAUCACAGACGUCAAGACGGCUUACAGAGACAUUUAAUGGGAACAGAUUACCUUGUUUAGAAGAGCAAGAGACUAAAUUAGAAAGACGGUCUAGUACUGGUAUUCGUAGUAAGAUGCAAGAUACAACUGACAGUAAAGAUUCAAGCUCCCUUCGGAAGAGACAGCGAGAGGACCGAAAAGCUAACACAGCACAAAAAGUACAGCAAAUGAAACGGAAGCUAAGCGAUGCAGAAAGGAAAAGAAAAAGGCCAAGACUAACUGAUACCUAAGAUUUCAAGAUUAGACAUUCUGCCUCUGUUUUCUUUACUCCCCUAAUGUGCAAAUGGAAAAACAAACCCUGUUUAGGGAACAUGGUGAGGUCGAAUACUACUGAGAUCUCACAUCAUCUAACUGUUUACAACGUAAACUUUUACAUCCAGAAGAUGAAGACAAACACCAGCAUGAAACUUUACAAAUUAAGUACAGUUCAUGUAUUGUCACAUGUUUUAUAAUGCUUGUAUUACCUGUGCAAAAAUGUAAAAACAGAAUAAAUUAGAAAUUGCUUUGUACUUGUACUGCCAUUAUGUUGUAUUUUUAUACUCUGGCAGUAUUAAAUGUUCUGUUUUGGCUAAAACUGUGAUAUGGAGUAUUUUAUAUCAAAUUGCAUUGUUAAUAGAUAUUUGGAAGUGUAGAAUGUUGAUUUUGUUUUAAAUGUUAACUGCAAAAGCAGUCAUGGGGGAUGUGUGGUUAAAGUACAACUGCAAUGUAUUCUAAAUAUUUUGUUAGUUUUUUUGGAGGAGAGCAUUCACUUGUUUAGAUGCAAAACAUGAUUCUUGUCAAUCUCUAUAAAUAUGUUCAUAUGUUCAUAUGCACAAAGUGCUGUGAAACUUCAGCUCUGUGGUAAGUUGACUUCAGCAGUGGAAGCUGCCUUGAGAAAAAAAUAAAUGUAUGUUUAUAA